Populus nigra (black poplar) is the source of this 1881-nucleotide messenger RNA. Its product is annotated as cyclin-dependent kinase D-3-like. The transcript is spliced from 7 exons. Lineage: Eukaryota; Viridiplantae; Streptophyta; Magnoliopsida; Malpighiales; Salicaceae. Bases 214 to 1464 code for a protein of 416 amino acids. Gene Ontology annotation, cellular component: transcription factor TFIIH holo complex; transcription factor TFIIK complex; nucleus. Gene Ontology annotation, molecular function: RNA polymerase II CTD heptapeptide repeat kinase activity; ATP binding; cyclin-dependent protein serine/threonine kinase activity. The record is from RefSeq and is a predicted model, not a curated record. Gene Ontology annotation, biological process: positive regulation of transcription by RNA polymerase II; protein phosphorylation.
UCAGGCGCUCCCCGUCUAGCAUCCCACGCGUUGUAAACUUAACUAAUCACUAGCGUACUAAAAAGAAAAGGAGCAAAUCCCUCUAUUCUUGUCUGAAAUUCAAUUUUUUUCUCGGGAAAUCCGAAAUUCUAAACCCUAACCCUAAAUUAAUCACGGAACAGAGAUUGUAUAAAAUUGAACGAAAAUAGAGAGAUAUAAAAUAAAUCGACGAGAAUGUCAGAGAAUGAUGUCGAAAAGAAAGUAGCGGAUAGAUAUCUAAAGCGAGAGAUUCUUGGUGAAGGUACUUAUGGUGUUGUCUACAAAGCUAUUGAUACUAAGACAGGACAGACGGUUGCAAUAAAAAAAAUUCGGCUUGGAAAACAAAAGGAAGGAGUAAAUUUUACAGCACUUAGAGAGAUUAAACUGCUUAAAGAGCUUAAAGACCCGAAUAUAAUUGAGUUGAUCGAUGCUUUCCCUCACAAAGGGAACUUGCAUCUUGUGUUUGAGUUCAUGGAGACUGAUCUCGAAGCGGUUAUUCGUGAUCCAAAUAUAUUUCUUUCUCCCGGGGACAUAAAAUCAUACUUUCAGAUGACUUUGAAAGGACUACUGGUUUGCCAUAAAAAAUGGGUUUUGCAUAGGGAUAUGAAGCCAAAUAACUUGUUGAUAGGAUCUAAUGGACAGCUCAAACUUGCAGAUUUUGGUUUAGCGCGUAUUUUUGGAAGCCCGGGUCGCAAAUUCACCCACCAAGUCUUUGCUCGAUGGUAUAGAGCACCUGAACUUUUGUUUGGUGCCAAGCAGUAUGGUGCUGGUGUUGAUGUAUGGGCUGCUGGUUGUAUAUUUGCUGAGCUACUUAACCGCAGACCAUUCCUGCAGGGGGAUAGCGACAUUGAUCAACUUGGAAAGAUCUUUCAGAAGUUGGGGACUCCAACUCCUUCGCAGUGGCCUGAUUUGGAAUGGCUUCCUGACUUUGUAGAAUAUUCAUCUCAGACUGCACAACCUUGGCGAAAAUUGUGUCCUACAGCUAGUGAUGAUGCUUUAGAUCUGUUAUCUAAGCUGUUUACAUAUGACCCAAAAACUAGAAUUACAGUGCAGCAAGCAUUGGAGCACAGGUACUUUACAUCUAUACCUCUGCCCACAGAUCCGGCUAAGCUUCCCAGACCAGCCCCUAAGAGAGAAUCUCACAACCCAAGGACUUCAGAUUUACAUGAGGGUCCUACUGUCUUGUCACCAAAAAAGAAGGCAAGAAGAGUGAUGCCAGAUCGUGAAGUGUUUGAUGGAAAUGCAUACCAUGUUGAUAAGAUUGAUCAACACGGUGGUGAGAUCAGAUGGGCAGCUGGGGAUAACACAAGCAGGAAUGAACAGGUGCCGAUGUCGGUUGAUUUUUCGAUCUUUGGAGCAAAACCAAUGAGUAGACCUACAAUUAACAGUGCUGACAGAUCUCAUCUAAAGAGGAAACUGGAUCUUGAAUUCCAGCAUCCCGAAUAAGAAUAUUUACCUUAAUCACACUGGAUUUGGAAAUUUCUAUAGAGGAUAUAUUAUUUCUGGUGCUGCAUUUAUGAGGCAUGCUGUGAGUCUCUCAAGCUGGUUGUAAUUAUAUGGCAGUGUGUCGCCUUUCUCAUGAUGACUUGCCAGACCCUUCAGUUGGCUAUUUUCUGCCCAGAGAUCAAAAGGAAGCAUCUGUACUGCUGACCAUUGCUUUUUUUUUUUUUUUGCCCCACUUGUUUGAAGCUGUGGCCUUGAGUCAUAAAUAGUUGUCAAACAAAAAAGAGAGAAAUAUGACUUUUUUUCACCUUUUCAGAUAAUCGACACUGGUCGGAACACAUUUUUACUGUAGUCUAUGCUUGAGAGAAGUUGGACACGGUAAUUAAUUUCCUAUAUAAAUUGUGUUUAUUGUUGAGUGUA